This is a messenger RNA of Drosophila erecta, 890 nucleotides long. RefSeq names its product zinc finger protein 502. NCBI's taxonomy places the organism in Eukaryota, Metazoa, Arthropoda, Insecta, Diptera, Drosophilidae. The transcript has 2 exons. Bases 132 to 830 code for a protein of 232 amino acids. Gene Ontology annotation, cellular component: nucleus. Gene Ontology annotation, biological process: regulation of transcription by RNA polymerase II. The record is from RefSeq and is a predicted model, not a curated record. Gene Ontology annotation, molecular function: DNA-binding transcription factor activity; zinc ion binding; RNA polymerase II cis-regulatory region sequence-specific DNA binding.
ACACAUCUCUGGUUUCCAGGUAGUAAACAAACCCACUGUUUUCUGUUUUUGUUUUUACCCGCAGUAGCAUAAGCGCAAGGAAAGGCAAUCUAGUUAUUCACCAGUCCUAACUACUACUUAUUUUCAGCACGAUGGCGUCGUCGUUAUGUCGUGUCUGCACGGCUCGUUUCGAAGAUGAAAUCCUGAGCAACAUUUUUGAAGGAGCACAGGGACUUUCCAUCGCCUCCAUGAUCGCCGAGUGCACCGGCUAUGAAGUUGAGAAAGGGGACAGACUUUCAGAGUACAUUUGCACUAUCUGCCUGAAGGAUGCGCAAAACGCCUUUGAGAUAAAGCAAAUGAAGCGACGCGGGAAGAAGCAGCAGCGCCUGAAAGCAGAGUUGUUCGAGGAGGAACUGGUUUAUCUGUCGGACUGCGACGAUCAAGUGAAGAUCCGAAAGACAAAGAGCGAAAUGGAAAAUCAUGUAGAUCUGCCAGUGGAUAUAGAUAUAAAGCACAGUAGCUCGGAGAAGCAUCAACCCAAGAGCCCCCAUGCUUCGAAGCCCUUUGCUCAAUUGAAGCUGCCCAAGGACGCCAAGCCCUUCAAGUGCAGUCAAUGCCCGAAGAUCUUCCUUACAAAAGCCUUCCUUGAGGAGCACCUACGAAACCACCCGGAAGAUCGACGGUUCCAGUGUUCCCACUGCACAAAACGCUUCGCAAGGCGGGCCACUCUACUACGGCACCAACUGACGCACACUGGAGAACGACCCUACCACUGUUCCCACUGCUCAUCGACCUUCAACCAGACGUCGAGCCUAAAUAGACACAUGAAAAUCCACACAGAACAAUUAUAAUAACGGGUGUCAAAACUGCCAAAAGCUUUGUGUGCAUUUCCCUAUGUAAUAGGUUGUCAA